This is a messenger RNA of Fusarium keratoplasticum, 1959 nucleotides long. RefSeq lists its product as uncharacterized. The coding region runs from base 1 to 1959 and encodes 652 amino acids. NCBI's taxonomy places the organism in Eukaryota, Fungi, Ascomycota, Sordariomycetes, Hypocreales, Nectriaceae. The transcript has 2 exons. Gene Ontology annotation, molecular function: ubiquitin binding. The record is from RefSeq and is a predicted model, not a curated record.
AUGUCCUCUCUACCUCCCCUCGCACCCUUCCCUCAGGCCUCAUGGCGACAACACCUUUCACCCAGCGAAUGGAACUCUCUACUCGACGCAUGGACGUCGCUAUGCCGUGCUCUUGUUGCUUUGCCCGACAAGCAGCUUAAGGCAGCACUCUCACACGAUGAUGCUGUAGCCACAUUUCUGGCCACUUUUGCAGAGGAGACGGCCAAUGCAGGUUUCACAGUCCUGGAAUCACACUCGACGACACUACCCAAGGCGGUUUUCCAGCUCACUUCUAGAGUGCUUAAUCUUUCUCCGCCAUCGCAGCUUCUGGGAUUUCCAUUCCUGGCAGAUGUUGCAAGGAUCUUCCCACGGAAACUUACAGCACCUCUCAUCGCCCAACUCUUUCAGCAACAUGCCGCACCACUCGAGUCGUCUCUCUCAGCCUUGAAGAAGCAGCUCAUUCCACAGCUGGACUCGGGGAUCAAGGGCGACCUGAAGCUCGUCGAGGCUCGUCUUACACGCCUGAACUAUUUGCUGCACGCCUCACCGGAUGCCUGCACCUUGUUCCUCGCAGGUGCUGAUUUCCUCGAUGGGCUGGUUGUCUGCUUCCGCGUCAUGAACCCGCCCCUGCGGAAGGUUAUUGUGACGACGGCAUACCUAUGUCUCGUUGGCUUGAUAGAUGCCGAACCGGCCAAGUGGUCGAUGCUGAGCGAUCAGCUAUAUGCGCUUAAAGAAGCGGCUGACGCUCACAAAACUGGCCCUCUCAACGUGAACGACUCUCUGGUCCCGGAACUAGUUACGAGUACUCCUCUACUCAAGAUAUUGCUACGGAGAGCAGAAGAUUCUGGAGCGGCUACGGAUAACUUGAAGAAACGAAUUACGGCACUCGAGAGUUUUAAGAAGGGCGCCAUGGUACGACCAAAGCGCCUGGUGAGACGAAAAGUGGACAAGGGCAAGGGCAAGGAAACGCAGCAAGAUGUGGAUGCAGAUAUUCAUGUUCAUCGAAUGAGCCAGAUCACUCAGGUUCAAGACCUAUUCCCCGACUUGGGAGCAGGCUUUGUGGCCAAGUGUCUGGAGGAGUAUGGAGAUGAUGUUGAACAAGUGGUUGCAAAUCUGCUGGGGGAGAGUCUACCACCUCACCUGGCUGGUGCAGACCGCAGUGAGCCCUUGACAUCACAUACUGAACCACAACAUACGGAACUUGCACCACGUCCUACACCUCCCCAAGUUCCGACACGGCAUAAUGUGUUUGACGAUGACGAGUUUGACCGCCUAGCCAUGGACGUCUCCAAGGUUUCAUUCGGAAAGAAGCCCGGGAAGAGCGCUGAUGAGAUGCUCAAGGAUAAGGCAAACGCGCCUAACAAGUCGGCGAUUCUUUCUGCUCUGGCGGCAUUUGACUCAGAUGACGAUGAACGGGACGAUACCUAUGACGCAGCGGAUGUGGGUGGCACGGUUGAUGCCUCGAACCAGGAAGCCGAUGCCGCGAAUGAUGGUAACGAGGAGACAUUAUUCCGGGCGUACCAGAUGGACUCCAAGCUAUUUAAUCGCGACGCGGCCAUCAGGAGAGGAAACCAGCGAGCGAAAUUGAGGGAAGAUACCGGAAUGACGGACGAGGCCAUCGAGGGAUGGGCACUUAUGCUGGUGAGAAACCCUCAGCAAAAGCGACGACUGGAGGCAAAGUAUGCCUUUGCCGGCCAACAAGCGCAACUGGAGCGGACCUCCUGGAGAGCAACACCAACAGGAUCGGGAGAGGAGGAGAGUGAAGCCGACGGAGGAUCAUCUCGGGGUGGAAGAGGGGGUCGCGGGCGAGGACGAGGACGAGGUGGUCGUGGCAGAGGAGGCAACGUCGCCGGGCCUACAGGCGAAAAGGAGACCGAGUCGGCCAGGAGGAACAAGGAGGCCCAUAAGGGUUCUCGGGCGAAUCACAACCGGCGGGAUGCGCGGGCCAAGAAGAUGGCACGGGGAGGUUUCGCCGCCUGA